Molecule: messenger RNA, 1427 nt
Organism: Propithecus coquereli (Coquerel's sifaka)
Lineage: Eukaryota; Metazoa; Chordata; Mammalia; Primates; Indriidae
Gene: SPATA22
Product: spermatogenesis associated 22
Exons: 9
Coding region: 193-1284 (363 amino acids)
Biological process (GO): gamete generation; regulation of meiotic cell cycle; homologous chromosome pairing at meiosis
Source: RefSeq, a predicted model, not a curated record
GGCCGGAAGGUCCGCGGCUGCUGACGGGGCUGUGUCGACGACGGUUGGCUGAGGCGAGGGAAACCGAAGGUUAAAGUUACAUGUCGUGUUGGCAGGAGGACCAAGAAGGGAAAGACCAUGUUUAGUCAAACAACUUUAAAUUAUAAAUUUGGAAUGCUAAAGAAAAAAUUAUAGACUUUGAUAUUGAAGGAAAUGAAGCGAAACCUAAAUGAGAAUUUGACUCGAAGUACAGCAGGCUGUUUGCCUGUACCAUUGUUCAAUCAGAAAAAGAGGAGCAGACAGCCAUUAACUUCUAAUCCACUUAAAAAUGAUCCGGGUAUCAGUACUGCUUCUGACAGUUGUGAUUUCCCUUCUCUACCAACAGAUUGGGCCUGGGAAGCUAUGAAUCCAGAGUUGGCUCCUUUAACGAAAACAGUGAACACAGGGCAAAUACCACAUUCAGUUUCUUGUCCUCUGAGAAGUCAAGACUCUAUGUCUAACACUAUUCAAUCAAAUACUGAACGAAACCAGUGUGGCUGGAGCUACAAAGAUGGCAACAAAAAUACCAGCUUGAAAACUUGGGAUAAAAAUGACUUUAGGCCUCAAUGUCAAAGAACAAACCUAGUUGCAAAUGGUGGAAGAAAUUCUCGUCCAAUGAGUCUGGGAGCUCAACAACAGAAACAAUUAAGAAUAUCUGAACCUCCUAACCUAUCUCACCACAGAGAAACUGAGGUCCUCAGACAAGCACAUUCAUCAAAAAUAUCUGGCUCCACAAUGAGAGGUCUAAACAAAAACAGUGCUAUACAGGCAUUUAAGCCCAAUUUUCAACAAAAUAAACUUAAGAAAAAAAUGUUGGAUGAUAUUCCAGAAGAAAACACUCUGAAGGGAGCCUCAUUUUUUCAGUUACAGUUUAAGGAAAAAGAUAAUUCUUUAAGAAUUAUUUCUGCAGUUAUUGAAAGUAUGAAGUAUUGGCGUGAACAUGCACAGAAAACUGUACUUCUUUUUGAAUUAUUAGCUGUUCUCGAUUCAGCUGUUACACCUGGCCCGUGUCAUUCAAAGACUUUUCUUAUGAGAGAUGGGAAAAAUACUCUGCCUUGUGUAUUUUAUGAAAUUGAUCGUGAACUUCCAAGGCUGAUUAGAGGCCGAGUGCAUAGGUGUGUUGGAAACUAUGACCAGAAAAAGAACAUUUUCAAAUGUGUUUCUGUCAGACCAGCAUCUGUUUCUGAACAAAAAACUUUUCAAGCGUUUGUUAAAAUUGCAGAUGUUGAGAUGCAGUAUUAUACUAACGUAAUGAAUGAAACUUAAGUAGUGAUAAAGGAGGUUUAAAUAAUAUAAAUUAUAGCAUUUUCCGUUGUUGCUCAAUUUACUGUCUCCAUAGUUUUAUAGCUACUGUUUUUCUGUAUUUCACUUGUUGAAUAAAAUUAUUUAAAUCCUUUUAAACAUGGAAA